AUGGAGGAAGACACUGCUUCAUUAGAGCAGAGCGAGAAUGGAACUUAUACAAGGUUCAUCGAACGAGAACUUGCUUGCUGCUACAAGGAGGCUGUUUCGUCGGUCGACAUUCAGGUAGCCCUGUGGAUGACUCAGGAAUUAGCACCUCCUUUGUGCUCAUCACAAAAUGAAUCUGAACCAGGAACCAACUCUGAGGCAACUCCAUCUGUGGUGAUUGACCUUACUGAUUUUACAAAUCAGGAGCUUAGUGGCAACACAGAGGACACUGCAGACAGCACAGUGGUCUUGCAGGAGUGGCGAUCUUUACGGCAAGAACAAGACAAAGAAUUUGAACAGUCUUUAAUGGCAGACAGAGAAAAAGCAAUUGAAGACAGAUGGAGGAGGAUUGCAAGUCACGAGGAGCCCAUUGAUGGUGUGCCCAUCAAAUUCAAGUUUCCUAAUGGAACUGAAAAAAUUCGAAAAUUCAUCUUGUCGGAGACAAUUCAGAUCUUAUUUGACUUUGUUGGUCAGGAUGAUCUGUCCAGUGAAGUGUUUUAUGUUCAAGAUGCGACAUCAUCUGCACAUCUUGAAAAUAACCUUACAGGAAUACUUAAUGAUUACAAUAUCGAGGGUCAUUCAACUCUUUAUGUUGUUUGGAUUUCACCACUAGAUGCCCAUGAAAGUGAAGGUAAACAGAACGAUGCAAGCAUUCAAGGGAAUUCUGGUGAAGUCCAUUUCACCUCAUCCUUUUCCAACCAGCUUGCAUCAUCACCACAUGAACCAACUACUUCUUUGCCACUGAAUGAUUUUCUUUCCCCAUCACCCCCAAACUGGUCACCUGCUCCUUCACCUUCUCACUCAUAUCACUGGCCACCUGAACACUCUCUUCCCACUCAGCCAUCCUCUGUAACAACUGACAAUUGUGAAUCUAUUUCUGAUCAAGUUGAUCUGCAGAUGAUUUUGAAGAAGCUUCAUAGCAGAGUUGAUCUCUCAUGUUGUCCAACAAGCAAUCAAAUAAAUGUAUGUCGAGACAACAUAUUACAAGGUAGCCUGCAAGCUUUCAAGCGAAGGCGCUUUAAUCCAGAAGCAAGGCUGGAUGUGAUUUUUGUGGACUCUGAUGGGGUUGGAGAAGGAGAAGUAGAUGAAGGCGGACCAACCAGGGAAUUCCUACGCUUGCUAAUGAGGGAAAUCCAGAGGUCAAAAAUAUUUGAAGGACCGGAAGACAAUAGAUUAUUGGCUCUUGAUACUCAUGCUCUUGAGAAUGGCUUGUACAUGACCAUUGCAAAAAUGAUUGCGGUGUGCGUAGUUCAUGGUGGAGUUGGCCCUCAUUUUUUUUCUGAUCGUCUCUUUAUGCAACUGUGUGGUCAAUGUACACUUCCUGUUUCCCUUGAGGAAAUAGCUGACAGCAGCUUCAGAGAAAAACUCUCAAAGAUUAAAGAAGCAGACUCUGUUGAAAACGCAAAUUCUGCUAUCUCAGACGCUGGAGACAGUCUGAACAUGAUGGGAGCGCUUAGGUACAUCUCAUCUCUUGAAGAGAGUGAUUCCUUGGUCCAAUCUGCAGCAGAAUACUUUGUGAAUGGGCGGACCAAUUUGGCUCUCAGACAAUUUGAAGAGGGUUUCAAAACUCUUGGUCUGAUUGACGAGCUCAAGAACCAUCCUGACAUUUUUGAGGACUUGUUCAUCAAUGCAGUCAGACCGCUUGAGGCAAAAGAUCUGUCCACUCUUUUUGAGGUGGACUUCUCACCCCUUGGUAGCAACAAAAGGCAGCUGGAAAACAAGACAAAGGUGACUGCAAUCCGUUGA
Molecule: messenger RNA, 1782 nt
Organism: Onychostoma macrolepis
Lineage: Eukaryota; Metazoa; Chordata; Actinopteri; Cypriniformes; Cyprinidae
Exons: 13
Coding region: 1-1782 (593 amino acids)
Molecular function (GO): protein binding; ubiquitin-protein transferase activity
Source: RefSeq, a predicted model, not a curated record